AUUCAUUAGAAAACAUGAACAAAAGUAACAGCAUACCUAAUUAAUAGAAAUGACAAUAGUAAUAGUACUAGAAACACUAUUGUGCAAAGAUAGAAAUUUACACUAUUUCUUUAGCAUUUUCAAGCCGUCUUCCCGGGUGAAUGUUUCUGUCUCUGCAGGCCUUGCCUGCAAAGUAACCUGAAGUGCAAAUAGCUUUUAGGACGUUUGCUGCUUUGACGGUACCCACGUGCAGGCACAGGGUUCUCAUCUUAGGCUGUGUUGGCUCUUUCUGGAGCCUUCUCCCAAACAAGAAGAAAAGGGCUGUGUGGAAGGAAGUGAGUAUGCACACCAGAGCGAGACAGGAGAGGUAUGAGGGAACACCAGCAGGGAAACCGUCAGAGACGGGACGGAGGGGAGCUUGGUUAGGAGAGAGGCACAAAGCGUCCUCCUUCCAUCAACCCCAGAAACCUUACUUGACAUUAAAAUGAGCCCACAGCCAUCCCACCUUCACAUUUAUCCCAAUUCCACAUGAGAACCUAUGAUUUCUUACUUUAAAUGUAAACUUUAAAGGUGGCCUGGAGAACCUGUGUCUACCUAAAAAAAAAAAUAGCAGUGUUAGGAACAUUUCCAUGCAUGUGUGGCUUGCCUUUAAGGGAUUGCCACUUGCUGGGAAGGAGUUCAGGUGAUUUCAGUAUUUACUGGCAGAGAAAGGUGAAAGGUGAUUUGAUAUGAAUCACACUUAAUCAAACCUUGAACGUACAGACUCUAACGAGGAAAAAUACUAAACACUUGUGGUAAAACUAUUGUCAUUACAGAUUCAUAGAGCAAGAAAAGACCCUGAAGAUCACCUCACCUCCUAGCCCCCACCUUUUUAUUUUUGUUUUUUGAAACGGAAGCUCAGUGUAACCCAGGCCAGAGUGCAGUGGUGUGAUCUCGACUUAGUGAAACCUCCACCUCCCUGGUUCAAGAAAUUCCCUUGCCUCAGCCUCCGGGGUAGCUGGGAUUACAGGCACCCGCCACCACUCCAGCUAAUUUUUUUGCACUUUUUGUAGAGAUGGGGUUUCAUCAUGUUGGUCAGGCUGGUCUUGAACUCCUGUCCUUAUGAUCCACCUGCUUCAGGCCCCCAAAGUGUUGGGAUUACAGGUGUGAGCCACUGCGCCCAGCCCUAGCCCCCGCUUUUAAGAGUAAUCUGAACUCAGAGCCUGAGCUGACCCAAGGUGAGGUGGCUGGUCAGUUGCAUACCCUGGGUGGGAUCUCUCUCCAAGAUGUUAGCCUGGAAAAUGCAGAAAGGUGUACUCCACCAAACUUUCAAUUUGAUUGUACUUCCAGAUAAAACUGAAAAGAAUGAGUCUUUUAAGAUUUUUCAUCUAAUGCUGCCUUAUAAAAUCAGAGUAAGGAAAAAGCCAGUUUGUAAAAGCAAAUGACCACACUCACAGUUUUUAAGUUCAGUAUCUGCAAGUGCAUGUAGAAUAAAAUCUCUGGCUGUAAAUUUUCAAAGAUACUGCCAAAUUAAUGUCAUUCAUUCUAUUUUGUAUUUCUUUAAAUAGUUGUGAAGUUGAACAUCUUUCCAAAUGUUUUGUGGCCAUUUGUAUUUCUUCUGGGAAUCACAUUUUCCUGUACAUGGUUCCUGUCUUAAUGAGUUCUAGAAGUUCUUUGUUAUAUGUGCUACACGUUUUUCCCAAUGUUAAUUUACGGUGUCUUUGUCCCCACAGAAGUUGACGAUUUUAAUAGACUGUGUAUUUCCUUUUUGGUUUGAUUGGGUUUGGUGUUUUACUUGGGAAGGUCUUAUCCAUCCCAAAAAGAUAAAACUAUCUGGAGAAAGUUACCUGUGGCCGCCCAAGUCCGCCACUUUGUGCUCUGUGUCCGCCCAUUGCCACGAUCCAGGAGGACUCCGCGCCGCCCGGCCGCCUCCGAGCUCGGGCCCCAUGUGAGGGGCCCCCCCUUAUCCCAUCUUUCCGGCUAGACUUGAAAGUCCAGUUUCACCAGAGGCUGAGGCUCCAGGAAAAGGGGAGCAAGUUCAUUGGAUCAAACAUGUCACAUGAGUCGGACAAUAAUAAAAGACUAGUGGCCUUAGUGCCCAUGCCCAGUGACCCUCCAUUCAAUACCCGAAGAGCCUAUACCAGUGAGGAUGAAGCCUGGAAGUCAUACUUGGAGAAUCCCCUGACGGCAGCCACCAAGGCCAUGAUGAGCAUUAAUGGUGAUGAGGACAGUGCUGCUGCCCUUGGCCUGCUCUAUGACUAUUACAAGGUUCCUCGAGACAAGAGGCUGCUGUCUGUAAGCAAAGCAAGUGACAGCCAAGAAGACCAGGAGAAAAGAAACUGCCUUGGCACGAGUGAAGCCCAGAGUAAUUUGAGUGGAGGGGAAAACAGAGUGCAAGUCCUAAAGACUGUUCCAGUGAACCUUUCUCUAAAUCAAGAUCACCUGGAGAAUUCCAAGCGGGAGCAGUACAGCAUCAGCGUCCCCGAGAGCUCUGCCAUCAUCCCCGUGUCGGGAAUCACUGUGGUGAAAGCUGAAGAUUUCACACCAGUUUUCAUGACCCCACCUAUGCACUAUCCCCGGGGAGAUGGGGAAGAACAACGAGUGGUUAUCUUUGAACAGACUCAGUAUGACCUGCCCUCGCUGGCCACCCACAGCGCCUAUCUCAAGGAUGACCAGCGCAGCACCCCAGACAGCACGUACAGCGAGAGCUUCAAGGACGCAGCCACAGAGAAAUUUCGGAGUGCUUCAGUUGGGGCUGAGGAGUACAUGUAUGAUCAGACCUCAAGUGGCACGUUUCAGUAUACCCUGGAAGCCACCAAAUCUCUCCGCCAGAAGCAGGGGGAGGGCCCCAUGACCUACCUCAACAAAGGACAGUUCUAUGCCAUAACACUCAGCGAGACUGGAGACAACAAAUGCUUCCGACAUCCCAUCAGCAAAGUCAGGAGCGUGGUGAUGGUGGUCUUCAGUGAAGACAAGAACAGAGACGAACAGCUCAAAUACUGGAAAUACUGGCACUCUCGGCAGCACACAGCGAAGCAGAGGGUCCUUGACAUUGCUGAUUACAAGGAGAGCUGUAAUACAAUUGGAAACAUUGAAGAGAUUGCAUAUAAUGCUGUUUCCUUUACCUGGGACGUGAAUGAAGAGGCGAAGAUUUUCAUCACCGUGAAUUGCUUGAGUACAGAUUUCUCCUCCCAAAAAGGGGUGAAAGGACUGCCUUUGAUGAUUCAGAUUGACACAUACAGUUAUAACAAUCGUAGCAAUAAACCCAUUCAUAGAGCUUAUUGCCAGAUCAAGGUCUUCUGUGACAAACAGAUGGGAAGCCUGGGAGCAUGAAGCUAGAGGAAAUCCUGGCUCACUCAUUUCACUUGAAAAUGACCAACAGAAAAGAAAAAGCAAUUAAAUCCUAUAGAAUGUUUCAUGAGAAAAGAGAUUAAGAUCAGACUGACUUCCCUAUGAAUAAUGAAUGCCUAUCAAAAAGGCCUACAAAACAAGUGAAAACUGUAGCCUGAUAUUUCAAAAUAAGCUAAAUGAAAUUAAAGAAAUAAUGGAAGUUUGAAGAUCAACACGAAUCACAAUUUGAAAAAUUCAGCUUGAGAUGUGUAGAAAAAAUAGAAUGACUUGAAAGGACAUGAGAUGGAACUCAUGGAAUUUAGAAAUAAAGGAUUAAAAUAUAUUAGAAAUAAAAACUAUGCUAGAAGCAGUACAGAGUAAAUAAAUGUAAAAGAUAAUACUUUAAGAAAACAAGCUGGAAAACAACAACAUUUUUUAAAUCAGAGGAAAUGAAGAAAGAGGUGUGAGAUAAAAUACAGAUAUAGAUGAAAGGUAAAGAAGAUGUGAUAUAGGCCAGGUGCAUGGCUCACACCUGUAAUCCCGGCACUUUGGGAGGCCAAGGUGGGAGAAUCACAUGAGUCCAGGAGUUUGAGGCCAGCUUAGGCAACAAAGCAAGACCCUCAUCUCUACAGAAAAAUGUAAACAUUACCCAAGUUCAGCGAUGCUUGUCUGUAGUCCUAGAUACUCAGGAGGCUGAGGCAGGAUGAUUGUUUGAGUCCAGGAGUUUGAGGUUGCAGUGAACUAUGCUCUAGCCUGGGUGACAGAGUGAGACCCUAUCUUUAAAAAAAGAAUUCAGCAUACAUAUAAUAUAAAUCUUUGAGAAAAAAUAGUGCGAGGGUGGAAUAAUAAAAAUACAUAUGCUUUAUGCAUUUAAAUACAUAUGCUCUAAGGGAAACUUUAAACAGAAAAUGUAUGUAUUUAAACAGCCCACCACCCACUUGGGAAAAUUGAUCCAGUAUAACCAAUACCAAAUAGUUAAGUUAUUGGACUUUUGAAAAAAGAAAAUAAUAUAAUUUGGGCAUCUCAGUAAAUAAAAUAAAUAUUAAAUUACUUAUAAGGCAAAUUUGAUUAUCAAACUUUUAAACAGCAAUACCUUGUCAGAAGACAAUGUUAUUUAAGGUAACGAAGUAAAGAAAAUAUGAGCCAAGAAGUUUAUACGCAGCCAAAUUGACUUUGAAGCAUAAAGAGAAACACAGGCACAACAAAAUAAAAUAACAAACUCCCUGAAUCCGAGAAUAUUUCUUCUUAGAGACUCCAACUUUAGACAAGCAAUAUUACUGUAAAGACACUGAUAAAAUGACUGGUGGUGAGCAUUCAGGAUCUGUUUGCCUGUAGAUCUCAUUCCUAAUGAUGGCAGAGUGUGACAGUAUAUUCUGAUAAGGUAGACAUUGUACAAUUAUUUUAAAAUUGGGAAGGAUAGAAAGGAGGGCAUAUAAAAAAUAAGUUGACUAACCGCUUAUAGAUAUUCAUUGUAAAUGAAAGGAUACUACUUCAUAUCAGAUGCCAGGGAGAGAGAGGAAGGGAGAGAUGAUAUUAGCAGCCAGUUCACUAUUGCCCAUCACUCUUUUUUAAAAAUUAUUUUUCCAUAAGUUACUGGGGUACAGGUAGUGUUUGGUUACAUAAGUAAGUUCUUUAGUGCUGAUUUGUGAGGUUUUGGUGUGCCCAUCACCUGAGCAGUACACACUGUACCAUAUAUGUAGUCUUUUAUCCCUUGCCCCCCUCCCACUUUUCCCCAGAAUCCCCCAAAGUCCACUGUAUCAUUCUUAUGCCUUUGCAUCCUCAUAGCUUAGCUCCCACAUAUCAGUGAGAACAUGUGAUGUUUGGUUUUCCAUUCCUGAGUUGCGUCACUUAGAACAAUAAUCUCCAGUCGUAUCCAGGUCACUGCAGAUGCUGUUAAUUCAGCCCAUCACUCUUAAAGGUGCUGCAGUCAGUUGUAUUAAAGGUCUAUAUGCUGUUAACAUUCCUGAGACUUCUGGUUUAGCAAUAACAGAGCAUUGAGAGAAGUAGGCUCCAGUGAGCAGACAACAGUGGCAGGAGGAAGCAGAGAUGGGCCAUGACAAUUUCAGUUAAUGCCAAUCAUCCAGCUUUCAGAGCAGCACAACAAUCAAUAGGACAGUUUCCAUGACACUGGUAGGACAAUAGAACAGUACACAGUAGGAAAAUUCACAAUACACAGUACACAGUAGGACAGUUCAUAGUAUACAGUAGGACAGUGCACCGUAAGUUCACAGUACAUAGUAGGACAGCUCAUAGGACACAGUAGGACAGAGCACAGUACACAGUAGGACAGUAUACAGUAAGCACACAGCAGGAUAGUUCACAGUAGGACAGUUCACAAUACAUAGUACACAGUAGGACAGUUUAGGACAGUACACAGUAUAUAGUAGGACAGUACACAGAACACAGUAGGACAAUACACAAUAGAACAGUUCACAGUACAUAGUAGGACAGUUUCCAUGACACAACAAUCAGUAGGACAGUUUCCAGGACAGCAGGGAGGUUUCUGUGACAAUUUCUAGAGGCCUGUUAAAUCAAUAGACAUAGUUAUGUCGAAAUGGUGAAAUAUCAAAGGCACAGACAGCAUAAGUAAUUUCCCCAGAGACACACAGGGAGAAUGCAGAGGAGUUAGAUGCAAAUCUAGGCCUGAUUUCAAAUUCAUUCUUCUGGAACUGAUAAAUAACUGUAUACAAAAAAUACUGAAUGACAACUGGCAAUUCAAAACCUCCAUAAAGAGCCAAAGUAGCCUUUAAAAACAAAACAAAACAAAUCAGCUUCUAUCUUUAAUUCAGCAAUAUUAAAUAUUAAGAAACAUUUUCAAACAAUGUAUAAGAGAGAUUUUUAAAGCAUAAAUAACAAAGCAUUUAAAUAAUUUGAAUUCCCUUACUUUAUUUCAGAUAUCCCAAGGGAGAUUGUAGAAUCCCCCUCUAUGAAUCCCCUUCUUAGAAAUAAAGAACAAAGUCAGAGAUGAGGAGAAAGAGGGGGAAGAAUUAGAGGAAUCUGGCAAUCCAUUCGUUUUCACUUUGGCAGUUGGAAUUCAAAGUGAGAGAAAGGGUUAAGGAUUCUCCUAAAAUUAUUCUAUGUUAUAGUGUUAUUGCAAUAAGUAAUAAGAAAAAGAAAGAAUAAAAGCCUGCGGAUGCAUGGAGAAUGUUCUAUUGUUGUUCACCUAUGUCCUAGAAUGAGAGGGACUCUAAGAUGCUAAGAGGGCAAAUAAAAUUAUUGAUUGAUUAUAAAAAAAAAAAGAUAAAACUAUCUUCCUGUAAUAUUUACUUUUUUUUUUUAACAUUUAGAUAUUUAAUCUACCUAAAUUUAUUUUUGUAUAUUGUGUGAAUUAGGAUUCUAACUAUUUUCUUCUGACCUGGAAAAGCCAGUUGACAGCUAGUAUGUGAGGGAGCUGAGUCUUGAACCCAGCCUGUCUGCUGAAGCCACGUUCUUAACCACUGUGUUUGCUACUCCUCUAAUUGAGUUAGUAUUAAAGGGGUCUUACUGGGGAAAAAAAUGUAGGUAUACCAUUAAAUAAGAAAACUUGAUCUAUUGCUUUUUGUUUUGCAAAUAGUAUUGACAAUGUAGCAUUCUCCUACAGGUAGCCUCCAUGAAUAAAUGUUUAAAAUAAAGAGGAGUAAGAAUGCAUAGUUAUUAAUAGAAGCUACAUCACCUCGGUUGUCUUUGUUGUGAUACUCUGUCAUCUGAGAUUUUGCAAAAUU
This is a messenger RNA of Callithrix jacchus (white-tufted-ear marmoset), 6989 nucleotides long. Lineage: Eukaryota; Metazoa; Chordata; Mammalia; Primates; Cebidae. The record is from RefSeq and is a predicted model, not a curated record.